AUGCGUCCUUCCGGCCACACACAGCAAUACAUCGCCGCGGUGCACAAUUCACAAGCCGAAGACCAUGUCACCCCCACUGUGCGACGGACAACACGUCUUACUGGAGGUGAGACAGAGAAAGCCGUAUUUGAGACACAGGAUACAGGAUUUACGACAAAUACAGUCGCAAAUCGAUCGCUGCAAAGUAAACUCGGGGCGGCAGAUGGUGGUGACGUGCACGAUGUUGGGAACUCGUCGCAAACUAUUGAACAAGUGCGUACGACUGGGCAUGGAAUAGCUCCCACGUACAGUGACAAUGCAGGACUAGACAGCGCAGAGGAUAAGGACGUACAUACAGUACAGAAAGCUUCAGAGGAGAUAGAUACGCAUACAGUAAACGUGGGGUCCAAGCAUGAAGCAAACCCACAGAGUAAUGACAUGGCGGAUAUUAAUUGUGGUGCGUCUAUGCCAUCUCCGCUCAGUGACGUUGAUUGCAGCCAAAUGAUCGAAGGGAGUCGGCAGGAGGAGGCUGCAGACAGCGCACCCACACAGACACAGCCUAUCACCAGUACAGAACUGCACGUCACCGACACUCCGGAUAGUGACGUUGAAGUGGAAGCCGAGACACACAACCAAAGUCAGGAUAGUGAGGCCAAGGCACACAAUGAUAUACAGAGCAGCGUGUAUUGUAAGGAAGUUUCAGGAGGUGCGUGUGUUGCUGUCGCCGGCAGUGGCUCGAGUGCUUCUGAAGAUGAAGAAGGUGGUUAUGUGUCAGCGAAGGAAGCGAAAAGUCAAUCUGAGGUGUCCCCCAAGCAAUCUGAUUUGGAGUGUGCGCCUGAGCCGAUUGGGCAGGCACAAGAUAACGAGGUGUGA
Messenger RNA from Sphaeroforma arctica JP610, 852 nucleotides. RefSeq lists its product as hypothetical. NCBI's taxonomy places the organism in Eukaryota, Ichthyosporea, Ichthyophonida. The transcript is spliced from 3 exons. The record is from RefSeq and is a predicted model, not a curated record. The coding region runs from base 1 to 852 and encodes 283 amino acids.